AUGGAGUAUAAUUACUUCAACAAUCAAAUAGAAGAAUCCUGGGAUUUAAUGGAAUACCUCAAGUUUAAAUAUGAAUAUAAUAACAACAUAUUCUCUGAUAAAAAAAUGGAGCAUAAUUUUUUCAACAAUAAAUUAAAAGAAAAAAAUUUAGAAAAUAAAACAACCAAG
Molecule: messenger RNA, 168 nt
Organism: Entrophospora candida
Lineage: Eukaryota; Fungi; Glomeromycota; Glomeromycetes; Entrophosporales; Entrophosporaceae
Source: the annotation of a GenBank genome assembly